CGUGCUUGAGUACCAAAAUGAUUCCCCAUGAUACGAACCUUGUCCUCGUCUAGAUUUUAUAGAUCCUCCUUUACCAUUCUUUCUUGCUUUCAUAGAUUAGAAAAGACUCCAUAGUGGUCCAGAAACUCCACAAAUAUGACGGAAAGUAAGAGGCCGGUGUUCUUUUUCGACAUUGAUAAUUGCCUCUAUUCAAAAAGUAAGAAGGUUCACGACCACAUGACGGAGCUCAUCGAUCAAUAUUUCGUUAAGCACUUGGAAUUGACUCAAGAAGAUGCCUUCAAGCUUCAUCAGGAGUACUACAAGACAUAUGGUCUAGCUAUUGAAGGCUUGGUUCGACAUCACAAAAUAGACCCCCUUGAAUACAACCGCCAAGUCGACGACGCAAUACCUCUCGAGACUAUUCUCUUUCCCGACCCCACGCUGCGAAAACUACUUGAAGAUAUAGACAAGAGCAAAGUCAAACUUUGGCUUUUCACUAAUGCCUAUGUCACCCACGGUAAACGAGUUGUCAAAUUGCUUGGCGUGGAGGACAUGUUCGAAGGUCUGACGUUCUGUGACUAUGCUCAACCUAAGAUGAUAUGUAAGCCGUACCCCGAGAUGUACGCCAAAGGUAUGAAGGAGGCAGGUGUAGAGGAAUACAAAGACUGCUACUUUGUUGAUGAUUCCUUUCAGAACUGUCGAAAGGCCGAGGAGCUAGGGUGGACAGCUGCACAUCUGGUUGAAGAAGGAGAACCUUUGCCAGCAGCAAAGGCAUGCAAACAUCAAAUCAGGCAUUUGGAGGAGCUGAGAACUCUCUUCCCCCAGUUCUUCAAGACCUCGUAAUACGAAAAGCUUACCAUUGCGGUUACCGGAGUGUUGGAUUGGCAGCGAAGACCACAUAGAUCUAGAAAUAGAAUUCCUGGAAUGUCAAACGAUACCAAGAGUUUCUCU
Messenger RNA from Mollisia scopiformis, 930 nucleotides. RefSeq names its product pyrimidine 5-nucleotidase. Gene Ontology annotation, biological process: pyrimidine nucleobase metabolic process; nucleotide catabolic process. Gene Ontology annotation, molecular function: nucleotidase activity. The transcript is spliced from 4 exons. Bases 136 to 822 code for a protein of 228 amino acids. NCBI's taxonomy places the organism in Eukaryota, Fungi, Ascomycota, Leotiomycetes, Helotiales, Mollisiaceae. The record is from RefSeq and is a predicted model, not a curated record.